Molecule: messenger RNA, 2862 nt
Organism: Tympanuchus pallidicinctus (lesser prairie-chicken)
Lineage: Eukaryota; Metazoa; Chordata; Aves; Galliformes; Phasianidae
Gene: PPP2R5E
Product: protein phosphatase 2 regulatory subunit B'epsilon
Exons: 14
Coding region: 120-1523 (467 amino acids)
Biological process (GO): signal transduction; protein dephosphorylation
Cellular component (GO): cytosol; nucleus; protein phosphatase type 2A complex
Molecular function (GO): protein phosphatase activator activity
Source: RefSeq, a predicted model, not a curated record
GGACCGAGCCCGGCGCGUACUGCACUCCAGGCAUCGGCCGCGCUCCGCCGAGCCCGGCUCAGGCCGCCGCCGCCGCCUCCCCCCCGUCUCCGGCUUCUCAACCGGGAGGGUCAAGGGAUAUGUCCUCAGCACCAACUACUCCUCCAUCAGUGGAUAAAGUAGACGGAUUUUCUCGGAAGUCCGUCAGAAAAGCCAGACAGAAGAGGUCACAAAGCUCCUCCCAGUUUAGGUCUCAGGGCAAGCCUAUUGAGUUAACUCCUCUGCCUCUGCUGAAAGACGUUCCAUCUUCAGAGCAGCCUGAACUGUUCCUAAAGAAACUUCAACAGUGCUGUGUCAUUUUUGACUUCAUGGACACGCUUUCAGACCUUAAAAUGAAAGAAUACAAGCGCUCCACUCUUAAUGAACUGGUCGACUACAUUACAAUAAGCAGAGGCUGUUUGACAGAGCAGACUUACCCUGAAGUAGUUAGAAUGGUAUCUUGCAAUAUCUUCAGAACUCUCCCACCUAGUGACAGCAAUGAAUUUGAUCCAGAAGAAGAUGAACCCACCUUGGAGGCAUCAUGGCCACAUCUACAGCUUGUAUAUGAGUUUUUCAUACGAUUUUUGGAAAGCCAAGAAUUUCAGCCCAGCAUUGCCAAAAAAUACAUAGAUCAGAAAUUUGUAUUGCAGUUGUUGGAGCUGUUUGAUAGCGAAGACCCUCGAGAACGGGACUACCUAAAAACAGUCUUGCACAGAAUUUAUGGCAAGUUUCUGGGUCUUAGAGCAUUUAUCCGAAAACAGAUUAAUAAUAUUUUUCUACGAUUUGUUUAUGAAACUGAACACUUCAAUGGCGUAGCUGAGCUGUUGGAAAUUUUAGGAAGUAUUAUCAAUGGUUUUGCUUUACCUCUUAAGGCAGAGCAUAAACAGUUUCUGGUGAAGGUGCUGAUUCCUUUACAUACUGUCAGAAGUUUAUCACUCUUCCAUGCACAGCUGGCAUAUUGCAUAGUACAGUUUCUGGAGAAAGACCCCUCACUCACAGAACCAGUCAUCAGAGGCUUAAUGAAAUUCUGGCCGAAAACCUGCAGUCAGAAAGAGGUCAUGUUCCUAGGAGAGCUGGAGGAAAUCUUGGAUGUAAUUGAACCAUCACAAUUUGUCAAAAUCCAGGAACCCUUGUUUAAACAAAUUGCCAAGUGUGUCUCUAGCCCUCAUUUUCAGGUGGCUGAAAGAGCACUGUACUAUUGGAAUAAUGAAUACAUCAUGAGUUUGAUAGAGGAGAAUUCAAAUGUCAUACUUCCCAUCAUGUUUUCCAGCCUUUAUAGGAUUUCUAAAGAGCACUGGAAUCCGGCUAUUGUGGCUUUAGUCUACAAUGUGUUGAAGGCAUUUAUGGAAAUGAACAGCACCAUGUUUGAUGAGCUGACAGCCACUUACAAGUCAGAUCGUCAGCGUGAGAAGAAGAAAGAAAAAGAGCGUGAAGAACUGUGGAAAAAACUGGAGGAUUUGGAAUUAAAGAGAGGUCUUAGACGUGAUGGAAUAAUUCCAACUUAACAAAAAAACAAAACAGCAUUAUUAACCUGUGGAGUCACACAUUUAUGUAGUAGAAGAUGGAGCAACAGUUUUCUGUAUUGUGCAACUUUACAGUAGAUUUCACAUUUGUUUCAUUAUUACAACAGCACUGUAUAUACCUGUCUCUAAGUAAAGGAAAAAAAUAAGGACUUUAAUCCAAAGUUUGGACAGCAGAUGGACUUCUCAGAACUUUGCAAACAUAAUCAUUGUUUUAACCCUUCUUUAAAACCAGUCUUCAAAGAUCUGUUGAUGAAAAUUGCAAUGUCAGAUUUCAUUGUCAGGACCUGUUCCUUAUUUAUCGUUAGCAGAGAGUAUAAUACAACUUUCAAAUGUGAACAAUCUUAAAAUUUAGCUUGUCUUUCUGCUAAACUGUUAAGUGUAUUUAUAGUAAAAGAGAAAAAAGACUGUCAUUUCCUUAUGAGUUUGUGUAACAUCCUCCUUCUCUGGAUAACUUUACUGUAAUUUGACUUUUUUUUUUUUUUUCUUUCCUUUUGCACAUCUUCAUAAGUUGAAUGUCCAUUCAGAUCAGGGCCAUGAAAAAAAAAAAACAUAGGUCCUGAAUAAAAGUUUUGUUUACUGGUGUGAGCAUUUUUUAGUACCAGUCUGUCUCUGGUGCUUCUUUAAUUUGAACAUUAGGAGCUAAAAAAACAAGUAGGUGAUAAACAUAGUAGGAAAGGGAGCUUUGGAUUCGUGCACCUAUUUAUUGCAAAUCCAAAUUAGUGUCCACAAUCCUUGAAAAAUGGACAGUGGUAACAGCUUAGAUUUCAGUACCUAACCAGUAUUAGUGUUACAGCAUUGGACACACGUACCAGAGCUGUUUUAGAAAUACUAAUUCCUAAAUUACUACAGUAUGUUUUUAUUGGACCAUUUUGAAAGAAUAAAGACAAACGCUAAACAGUGCAAGCAUGAAAUUGAUCUCCAGUGGUCAUGGAUCUAACUGGGAAAUGAGUUGAGAUAGCAGUUUGGACUGUUUGGAGUUGUUGCCUUACUUUUUAAUAUGUAUUUAUAAAGUGUUCCAGCAAAAGAGGAUGUAGCCUCUAAGAAACAUACUAUAGUGUUUUUGUGGUUCAAGUACUAUUAUUACUCAUCACAGUACCAGCCCUAUGGUCUUAGCUGGAAAGGAUUCUGGAUAAUAUACUUCUGCAUUCUCAUCUGGAUGCUCAUUCCUAACUACUGUAUUUGUUACCAAAAGUGGUUCUACAAAUGCUACUGAAAAAAAAUUCUGGAAAUCCUAAUGUUCUGAGUAUUAAUAAUAAAGCUUUUAUAUCAAAGGUGCAUUGUGACCAAAUUGUUUAAAACAAAAGAAAAAAAAAAAAGAAGA